AUGCUGCUCCUGGUUAAGAUUUUGACCCUGCGAUUCGGGAUGCAAAACGAGACGGCGGUGGAUGAUGCUAUGGAUUGGGUCUGGAAUACUACAUUGGCGCCAAGCACUGUUUAUCGACGACCUGAGAUGUUCUACAACAUUGUCAACAUUUCAAAGGUGGUCCCGCUGGAUUGGGCAAUUCCCCUCUACGGAAAAGUUAUGCCACUCCUCGUCAUCGUCACCACGGUCACGAACUGCUUCAUCGUAUUUGCUGACUGGUUGGACCUCGAUCCCGUGGUUCGUGCACUACUACUCUUUAGGCGGCUA
Messenger RNA from Mesorhabditis spiculigera, 306 nucleotides. NCBI's taxonomy places the organism in Eukaryota, Metazoa, Nematoda, Chromadorea, Rhabditida, Rhabditidae. The record is from the annotation of a GenBank genome assembly.